Messenger RNA from Leptosia nina, 4392 nucleotides. Lineage: Eukaryota; Metazoa; Arthropoda; Insecta; Lepidoptera; Pieridae. The record is from the annotation of a GenBank genome assembly.
AUGUUUGUAGUACCACGCGAAAAUAGAUCUCCACCUCCCCCUGCAAACUUAAUAAAUUUAGAUAAAACUUUUGAAGUAGAGUCUGGCGCUUCUAGAGAUUUAGAAACGAACUACACAACUCUCAACCUAACAACUAGAGCCAGAGCUGAAGUCACUAAAAUCAGAAGGGCAGUUACCGAAUCCCGCAACCUAAGGAGUGACCUAAAACAAAAAAUUCUAGAAUCUACAGACGAACUUAACAUUAUUCUCAAAAAUAUUAAAGAAAGCGCUGUAGGAAACAAACAAUCUCUGCCAUCACCAACCCUACCGACUCGUAGACUGGACCCGGAGAAUGCUCCAACUUCAACCACCAUUCCACCCACCACCAUAGAACAUAAAAUCCUGGAACACCUGAAAGAAAAUAAAGAACUUAUUAAACAACAAACCGAAGAAUUAAAUAAACUUAAAAAAGAAAUUAAAACUAAUAAGCAAGAAAUAAAACAUGACGAAAGCGGAAAAACAAUAAUCGAGGAACUAAACAAUAUGAAUAAAAAACUUAGUGAAAUAGACCAAAAGAUAAUAAAUAUAAAUUUUACUAGCUUAGAAGAAUUGAACCUAGAUACUAUAAAAGAGGAAACAAGGAAUAUUAAUAAGCUACAAGAAAUAAUGAAAGAGCAAAUCAAGAUACUAAAAGAGGAAAGUAAUAAUAUGAAAAGCGAUAACAAUUUGGAGGAACUCAAAACAUUCAUAGACAAAAAACUAACCUAUGCAAACAUUGCCGCAAGACCCAAGGAAACUAAAAUAUCAGAUUUUAAAGAAAAAGAAACGGAGGUUCACUCAAUUAUUGUUAGUCCAAUAAAUGAAAAGGAAACAGGGGAAGAAGUAAUAAAAAGAAUCAGGUCAGCAGUUAAUGCUAAAGAAGAAGGAAUACAAAUAGAAAGAAUAAGAAAAGUUAAAGACGGGAAGACGCAGAACAAAAACGUUACUAACUCAAUCGCGGAGGAGGACUUCAGAGUGAAGGAGAAAUACCGUAGGAGGGCAAGGAAUUCGCAUGAGGAACACGUUGUACUCCAGGUGUCUCCUAAACUCUGGAGUGCUCUUACGGCGGUUGGAAAAGUGCACAUUGACAUGCAAAAAGUCAACGUCGAAGAUCAGUCCCCCGUAAUUCAAUGCACUGGAUGUCUCGGAUUUGGACACGGAAGGAGGAAUUGCGAAAGCAAGGAAUCCGAGAUAUGCAGUCAUUGCGGGGGACAACAUCUCAAGGCCGAAUGUGAAAGAUACUCUGGGGGUUACCCCCCAAAGUGCCACAACUGCGCAAGCUCGAACCUCCAGAGCAUAGAUCACGGAGCCUUCGACAUUAACUGUCCAAUCAGAAGCCGUUGGGAGAAAAUAGCCAGGCAAAACAAACGAACGAUAAUUGGAGGAGACGCUAAUGCUAAAAGUGUAUGGUGGGGUAGUGACAAAACGAAUCAAAGAGGAGAACUAUUAGAAGAAUUACUAGAAGAAUCAAAUAUGAAUAUACUAAAUGAAGGAAACACCCCCACCUUUGAAACGAUAAGAGGCAACACAUUAUAUUCCAGUAUAGUGGACAUUACAGCAUGCACACCCGAAAUGAUGAAUUUGAUUAGUAACUGGGAAGUAAAUAAAGGUAUUGUAAACUCAGAUCAUAAUGCUAUAACAUUCAAAAUAAAACUAGAAGAACAAAGAGGACUUUAUAUAAUAAAUAAUACUAGAAAAUAUAAAACAAAGGGAGCUGAAUGGACAAAGUUCAGUAACGAAUUAAAAGAAAAACUAAAAGACAAUAAUCUAAAUAUAGAACAUUUAGAAACUAUUACUAAUAAAAACAAUUUGGAAAAAACGCUAGAAAACUAUAUAAAAAUGGUUACCGAAGUUUGCGAUACUCAAUUACCUAAGAUAAAAAGAGAAACAAAAAUAAACAUACCUUGGUGGAAUGAGACACUUACCAAUAUGAAGAAAGAUGUAGCAAGAUUAAAAAGGAGAAUAAAAUUUGCCAGACCAACACGAAAAUUACACGUAGUGGAAGAAUACCUGAAAAAGAAAGAAGAAUAUGAAAAUGAAACGGAGAAAGCAAGGACAGAAAGCUGGAAGGGCUUUUGUGGAAAACAAACCAAGGAAGGACUAUGGGAUGGAAUAUAUAAAAUAAUAAGUAAAUCCAGUAAAAGAGGAGAAGAUCAACAAUUGGAAAAGGAAGGAAAACUAUUAACAACACAAGAAUCAGCGCAGUGGCUAGCUGAAACAUUUUACCCUCGAGACACCCAAGAAAAAGAAAAUGAAGAGCAGAAAGAAAUAAGAAGAGAAGCAGAAAUAAUAAAUAGAGUAGAAGAAAAUGAAAAAGAAGACCCAGAAAUUACGAUAGAUGAACUAAUUAGUGUCACUAAUAGUUUUAACCCUAAGAAAGCACCCGGAAAAGAUGGACUGACAGCAGACAUCUGUAAAGAAGCAAUAAAAACUGACCCUACAUUAUUUCUUAAAAUAGUAAACAAAUGUUUAGAACUAGGAUACUUUCCAACACAAUGGAAAGAAGCAACGAUUAUAGUUAUUAGAAAGCCUGGAAAGGAUAAUUAUAAAGUACCAAAAUCCUACAGACCAAUAGGAUUACUGCCAGUAAUGGGGAAAAUUCUAGAAAAAAUCAUCAUCAAAAGAAUAAAUUGGCACAUCAUCCCCAAACUGAGGGAAAAAAUUAGGAGAAAUACCAAUAAAGGAUGCGUUCAGGGAUCAGUUGGAGGACCCGUCCUCUGGAACGUUGUGAUUGACACCCUUCUUCAAACAUUGGAAGAGGAAGGGUGUGAAUCACAAGCCUUUGCGGACGAUGUAGUUCUUUUAUUUGAAGGGGAAAAUGCUAAUGAAAUAGAAAAUCAGGCAAAUAGAAUACUAAAAAUAAUUAACAGUUGGGGAAAUUUAAAUAAACUUACAUUCGCGGCGCACAAAACAAAAGCAAUAGUCUUCACAAACAAAUUAAAAUAUAGAGAUCCGGAUAUAAUAUUUAACAAUACAAAAAUAAAACUAGAGAAAGAAAUUAAAAUAUUAGGACUAACAAUAGAUAGGAAAUUAACUUUUGAAAAUCACGUGAACAAUAUCAUUAAGAAAACAACUAAAUUACAUAACUACGUUAGUAAAGCAGCAAAAGUUAAUUGGGGAUUAAACCCGGAAAUUAUUAAAACCAUUUACACAGCAGUAUUAGAGCCCAUCAUCCUCUACGCUUCACCAGCCUGGGGCGAUGCAGCAAAUAAACUUAGUAUUAUAAAUAAACUUAAACAAAUUCAAAGAAAAUUCGCUAUUAAAAUUAUUAAAGCAUAUAAGACAGUAUCAUAUGAAGCAUCGUUAACAAUAGCUGGCCUUCUGCCAUUGGAUUUAAAAAUUAAAGAAUUAGUAAAAUUAUAUAAAAUCAAAAAGGGAAUAGAGAACGAUUAUAAAGAAUUAGAACCAGAAACAAAAGUAGAUUUUAAAACUAAGCCACACCCUGCAAAAGAGAUUAGAUUAAAAUUUAGAGCCGUAACAACAGAAAAGGAACUAGACAAAAUUGAAGGAAUUAGAAUAUUCACGGACGGUAGCAAGAUUGAAGGAAAAGUAGGGGCCGCGUAUGUAGUAAUAAAAAAUGGAAAAGAGAUCACAAAUAAAAAACUUAAAUUAGGAAACCAGUGCUCUGUAUAUCAAGCAGAAUUGCUGGCAAUAAUAAAAGCUCUUGAAGCGCUCUCACAUGGGACAUGGGAAGAGGAAAUCAACAUCCUCAGUGACUCGCUCUCCUCCAUUAAAGCCAUCACAGAACUAAACUCAAAUCAUCAAUUAGUAUUCCAGAUUAAAAACAAAAUUAGAGAACUGCAAGAUCAAAAUAUAGUAGUAAAAUUAAAUUGGAUAAAAGCGCACGUAGGACUAAUAGGGAAUGAAAGAGCUGAUGAACUAGCGAAAGAGGCGGCACUAAAGUUAAAAACCAAACCAAAUUAUGAAAAAUGCCCAAUAUCUACACUUAAAAGAAUAAUCCGGGAGGAGAGCGUGGAGGAGUGGUGUGACAGAUACAGCACAUCACAGAAUGGAUCUGUCACAAAACUCUUCUUUCCAAGCCCAAAAGUAGCGUUCCACCAUAAUAAAGUUAACACCCACCACCAGCUAAAUACCCAAAUUCUUACGGGACACGGAGCUUUUAGCAACUACUUGCACAAGUAUAAAUGCAAAAAUGACCCGACAUGUGAGUGCGAUGGAAUCACUCCAGAAACAGUUAUUCACUGUCUCAUGGAAUGUCCCAUCCACCAGAUAGAAAGAUGGAACUUACAACAAAUUACCAAUAUAGACAUUAAAUCGGAAAACCUCGAGGACCUGAUCUUACUCAGACCUGAAGAGUUCUUCCGAUUUGCACGCAAAAUAAUUAAAAAAUUAAUUACUAGAAAUAAGAGCUAA